Pedinophyceae sp. YPF-701 is the source of this 5037-nucleotide messenger RNA. The record is from the annotation of a GenBank genome assembly. Lineage: Eukaryota; Viridiplantae; Chlorophyta; Pedinophyceae.
AUGUUCUUCGCGGCCACGGUGUGCGCCGCAGCGGCGGCCCCCGGCGUCGUGCAGGCCGCGAAGGACCGUUCGCAGGUCCCGCGCGCGGAGGAGCUGUCGUUGGUUGACGAGCGGACCAACCAGGCCGCGCGCUGGCAGCUGGAGGAGCGCUCGUGGAACAAGCGGCACUUCUCCGCGGUGUACAAGACGUACAACGCCGGGGAGCUCCUGCGCACGCUGAACGCCCCCAUCUCGGGCGCCCAGGCCUCCAUCAGCGCGGCGUCCACGAGCGCCUCGGCCCUCACGGAGCGCACGUCGAAGGCGUCAAAGACCAUCGAGACUUCCGGUCUGCUGCGCGUCUGCGCCGCCCUCAUCUGCCUCGGCUGCUUCUCCGUCUGCCUCUCCAAGGCCAUGCGCGGCGUCCGCGACCCCGUCGCCACCCACGGCACCGGCACCCGCCCGGGGGCCCCCGCCUUCAUUCCUGACAGCAAGGACCAGGAAGCAGACACCCCCCAGGACCCCUCCGCGCUCUCGAGCCGCACGCGCGCGGCCCUCGGCGUCGCGGGCAAGGCCGACGUCGCCGCCAAGGCCGCCGCGGCGAUCCUCGACACCGAGAAGCUCCAGGCCGCCGAGUCGAUGGCGGCGGAGCGCCGACGCGCGCGGAUCGACGCGCUGCAGAGCUACGCCGAGCAGACCGAGGAGCGCUUGGCUGCGCAGGCCGAGGCGGCGCAGAAGGCCGAGGAGCUCGCCCAGCAGGCGGAGGAGCGUGCGCGGCGCAAGGCGGAGGAAGACGCAGUCCGCGCGCAGCUCGCCAAGGUCGCGGAGCAGGCCGCGGAGCUCGAGAAGCGCAUCGCUGCGAAGCAGGCGAAGAAGGAGGCGCAGGCGAAGUCGGCGUUCACGGACGUGUCGGUCGAGGAGGAGCGCGCGCGGCUCGCGGAGCAGGAGGCGGCGCGGGCUGCGAAGGAGCGUGCUGGCGCGGAGGAGGAGGCGCGGCUGAAGGCGGAGGAGGAGACGCGCGCGGCGGAGGAGGCGGCGCGCGCGGCGGAGGAGGUCGCUGCGGGCGACGAUGACGCAGCGGCGCGGGAGCGGGAGAGAGAGGCGUGCUUGCGCCGGGAGGCGGAGAUGCGCGCGGAGAAGCAGCGGCUGAGCGAGACGACGUCGGCGCUGAAGGCGACGCUGCAGGACGCGGCGACGGCGCUGACGGCGAAGGACGCGGCGGCGACGCUGCAGUUUGAGCGCGUGGCGGCGGCGUGGCGCGAGCGCGAGCGGCGCGAGCAGGAGCUGCUGCGGGAGCGCGCGCGCCAGCUCGCGGAGCGGGCGGCGAAGCAGGCGGCCGAGGCGGAGGCCGAGAGCAAGCGCCUGGGCGAGACGACGGCGCAGCUGAAGGCUGUGCUCACCGACACGACGAAGAGCCUCGCGGACAAGGACAAGCAGGCCGCGGAGGCGAGGGAGCGCGCGGCGGAGGAGGCGCGCGCGGCGGAGGAGGCGCGCGCGGCCGCGAAGAAGGCCGAGGCCGAGGCGGAGGCCAAGCGGCUGGCGGACGCGACGGCGCAGCUGCAGGCGGCGCUGUCGCAGACGACGCAGGGCCUGGCGGAGGCCGACGCCGCCGCGGCUGCGAAGCUCGCCGAGCAGAAGAAGAAGCAGGCGGAGCAGGCCGCGGAGGCGGAGCGCGUGCGCGCCGCCGCGCGGCAGGCGGAGGCGGAAGCGGAGGCGAAGCGCCUGAGCGAGGCGACGGCGGAGCUGAAGACGGUGCUGAGCGACACGGCGAAGAGCCUGACCGACGCGGACGCGCAGGCCGCGGAGGAGCGCGAGCGCGAGCUGGCGGAGCAGGAGCGCGUGCGUCAGGCGGCUCAGAAGCUCGAGAAGGCGGCGGAGGCGGAGCGGCUCGCUGCGACGACGUCCGACCUGAAGACGGUCCUGUCUGACACGUCGAAGAAGCUGGCGGACGCGGACGCGGCGGUGAGCGAGAAGGAGGCCGCGGAGAAGAGGAAGCGCGAGGAGGCGGACCUGGCCGAACAAGAGCGUGUGCGAGCAGCGGUCAAGAAACUCGAGGCCGACGCGGAGUCGCAGCGGCUGGAGGACAGCACGUCGCAGCUGAAGGGCGUGCUCCAGGACGCGACGGAGGACCUCGCGGACGCGGACCAGGCGGCCGUUGAGGGGCUGGAGGCGGCGGCAGCGGCGUGGGCGGCGGUGCGCAAGGCGCGGGCGAAGCGCCGCGAGCAGGAGCGAGAGGCGAAGCGGCUGCGUGCGUCUGCGGACGAGCUCGAGAUGGGCCUGAAGAAGGAGAAGUCCGGCGGCGACGCGAAGAAGAGGGACACUUCUGCGCCAGCGGAGGUCGUUGUUGCCGCUGCCGGCCUCGCGGAGGUCGCGGCGGAAAGCGACAAGGCCGAGAAGGACGACGCCGAGAAGGAGGAGGAUGCCGACGCGAAGGAGGAGCCCGUCGUGGCCGCGGAGAAGGCGAGCGCUGAUGAUGAGGCUGCGGUCGUCGUUGAGGCCAAGAAGGACGACGAGGACGAGGAGGUCGCGGUGGAGGCGGUCGAGACCCUCGCGAAGGCCGAGUCCGAGAGCGAGAGCGCCGCGGAGGUCGAGCGUCUGCGCGGCGUGGUCGCGGAGCUGCAGGGCGUGCUGAAGAACACCUCCGACGAGCUGGCGCGCAAGGACGCGGAGGCCGACGAGCUCCGCACGGCUGCCAGCGCCGACAACGCGCGCCAGGCCGUGAUCGCCCAGGAAACCCAGCGGCUGCAGUCUGAGGCUGCGCAACUCAAGGCCGUCCUGGAGCAGGAGAGCGCCCGCCUGGCGGCCGCUGACGCGGCCGCAGCGCAGUCCCCUGCGAAGGUCGACAUCGGCGCGCCGGUGGUGGCUGCGCAGCGCGAGGACUCGGCGGCGGAGCAGGAGCGCCUGGCUGCGUACACGGCGCGGCUGCAGAACCUGCUGAAGGAGACGUCGGCGACGCUGGCCGACGCGGACGCGAUGCGCGAGGGAGAGACGAACCUGCAGGAGGCGGCUGCUACGCUGGCCGCAGAGGCGUCUGCGGCGAGAGAUGCGGUGAAGACGACGGUGUCGACUGUAUCCUCCUUCGCGGAGGCCUCCGCGGUCGCGGCGGCGCUGUCCGCCGAGGCGUCCGCGGCGCGGCAGAUGGCGCAGGAGCUGCGGGCGCGGGCGAAGGGCGACGAGGGCAAGAAGCUGCAGGCGCAGAAGGCCGAGCUCCUUGCUGCGUACAAGACGCAGGCCGCGCUGCUGGUCGAGCGCGACGCGAUGGCGGCGCUCCCGAAAGCGGAGAAGCCUGCUGUGGUCGCGGAGGACGAGAAGGUGGCUGCGGAGGUGGCUGCGGAGGAGGAAGAGGAAGAGACGCCGGUUUUUGAGCGGGCGCCGCCGGUGAGCAACUACGAUGAGGGCAAGGUAGUCCAGGCGGCGCAGGAGAAGCUCAUGGAGGUGUACAAGGCGAACGCGGCUGCGCUCGAGGCCCUCGAUGCCGUCGCGAAGCUGCCGGAGGUGCCGGUCAGGCCGGAGUUUGGCGGUGACAUGGCUGUCGACGGUGCCUCUGCAUCGUCGUGGUCCUCGACGGUGAACGCCGCGAAGCCCAAGCCCGCGGAGUACAAGCCCGACCCGAGGCUGGCCGCUGCUGCUGCUGCCGUGAAGGGCGGCGCCGGGGCCGCUGCGCAGCCGCGCUCGUCGGCCACCACGCCGGUCGACACGCGCGCCCAGAUGGCGGCGCUCACGCAGUCCGGCGCCCCGAUGUCCACCGCGGGGGACUCCUUCGCCGACGUGGUCCACGCGGCGGCGCGGAGCAUCGAGCGGCUCGGCGCGAUGAUCGCCGGGGGCAACAUGCGCGACGAGCGCAUCGCCAAGCUCGUGCGCUCGCAGGGCUUCCCCGUGCUCGCCAUCAUCGCGUUCUUCCUCGCGCUGCCGGAGAUGGCCCUCCAGGCCGCGGUCCGGCGCCGUGCGCGCUUGCUGCGCCCCAAGACGGACUUUGCCUCGCAGGACCAGGUGGUGAACGUCGCGCUGCUGCUCCUCCUGCCGUUCCUCAAGGGCGGGCCCGUCAAGUCGGACGCCGACAAGUACUCACCCGUCAAGGACCUCGCCCGCGUCGACGUGCCGAAGGGCGGCAAGUCGCCGUUCCGCGCCGCCGCCGAGGUUCUGCCCGAGGCUGGGGCCAAGGGGGGUGCCGCGGGCUCGGCGUCCACGGACCAGCAGCUCGUCGACAUGGGCGUGAUGCUGCUGCUGCCGUUCCUCAAGGACGGCCCCGUGCAGGGCGACGCGGACAAGUACUCGCCCGUCAAGGACCUGGCCAAGGUUGCGCCGCCCAAGGGCGGGAAGUCGCCGUUCCGUGCCGCCGCGGAGGUGAUCCCGGAGCAGGGGCUGCCGAAGGGCGACACGCUGGACAAGUACUCGCCCGUGAAGGACCUGGCAAAGGUCAAGGUGCCCGAAGGCGGGACGUCGCCGUUCCGGUUCGCGGCGGACAACCUGCCGACGUCGCAGGGCAUCCGCUCCGCGUUCAAGUCGGCGUCGGCGAAGGUGCUGGAGCUGCAGCGGAAGCUGGAGGACGACGAGGGCGCGGCUGCGGAGACGCCUGCGACGGAGAAGAGCGCUGCGAAGCAGGAGGAGGCUGUUGCUAAGAACGGCGCUGCGGAGGCGGCCAAGCCCGCGACCAAGAACGGCGCUGCGGAGGCGGCCAAGCCCGCGACCAAGAACGGCGCUGCGGAGGCGGCCAAGCCCGCGGCUAAGAACGGCGCUGUUGCGGAGAAGCCCGCGGCCAAGAACGGCACGAGGGAGGCGGAGAAGCCCGCGGCGAAGAACGGUGCGAAGGAGGUGGAGAAGGAGGCAGCUGCGGAGGACGAGUACGAGACUCCGGUGGUCCCCGGGGAGCCGAAGAUGAAGAUUUUGCAGAAGCCUGUUCGGAAGACUGAGGACGCGGCCUCCGGGGAGGUGCGCAUGAAGGACCUGCCGCUGGUGCAGGCGAAGAAGGAGGAGGAGGGCGGGGAGCACGGCGAGGUCGCGGCGGAGCAGCAGAAGAGCAAGAGCAAGAAGCGGAGCAAGAGCAGCUCGCGGGCGCGCUAA